GACAGUUUUACUUGAUGCGUGACAAAGGUCUUCUUAGUUUCAUGUCAACAUUUAAAUUACAAUUAUCCUCGCCUAAAGUUAAAUGGUUAGUUAUAUUCAACCCAGAGAUUGGACUGUGUCAGAACAUUUCGAUAUACAAUACUUCACAAGAAAUAAAUAUUCCGACAGAAUUCAAAGUCAACAGAAAUGAAAUUGAAAACAAAGGAAUUCAUAUAAUUACAUCAAGCAAAACUGAUUUAAAUGCUAUAUACAAGGACCCAAGCACCAGUGAAGGCCUUUUUAUUUUCCCAUUAGAAAAGCUGUCUACAACAUAUAUCGCUCCGUCUUUCACUCCCGCCACUGGAGAAUCGUUUAUUGGUAUCGUUGCAACAAAACCAAACACAGAAGUGAAUAUAACACUGAAACUACCUAACACUGACAAAAUAACUUUUAAUAAUACAAAGUAUGGAAAUGGAGAAACAAUUUCCGUUCAUUUAGGAGAAAGGGGGACCCUUGAACUGUCAAGCCAAACUGAUCUCACUGGAACAAUUAUCCAGGCGAACAAAGAUAUAGGAGUGCAGUCUGGGGUUGACGCUGCAAAAGUACCUGUAAAUAGUGGUUUGAUGAAUCAGUUAUUAGAAAUGGUACCGCCAGUUAACGAACUAGGAAAGUCAUUUUUCAUACCACCAUUAUUUGAAAACAAAGAAUUUAUAUUACGUUUAAUCGCUGCGCAUCCAAAUACAACAAUUACUCUUCUUGGAAUAAAUUCUAAACAAGCCACCGUUGUGGUAGACCAAAUAGGGGAUCACAUAGAUAUCCAUAGCAACGCCUCUAUAAAAGUACAAUCUGACAAACCAGUAAUGGCAGUUUAUUAUCAACAAGGAGAAACUAAACCAGUCGUACCUUUUAUGGUUAUUAUUAAACCAGAAGGCAAACUUGGAGGAGUUCAAGAGUUUACCAUUCCUGAUGACGGGUUAAGACAUCAUAUUCUUAUUACCGCUAAGAGUACUGAAUACCCCUUUCUUCAGAUUGACGGGAAAGGUGUUAUUUAUAGAAAUCCUCAUGUGUACGAUACACAGAGUUUAAAUUCCACAUAUGUUGUUGCAAGGGCGGACAUUGGCACAGGACAUCAUACCAUAAGUUCGUCAUACCCGAUUCUUAUGAAAGUCAAACCUGGAAUUAUCAUCUAUGCCGAUUCCGACAAGGACAUUGCUUAUGGUUAUCCUGUGUAAAAAUUUGUCCAAUAAUGUAACGUAACACGAAGUUAAGUUUGUAUUAUAUGUAGACUAUAAUAGUAAAUCGUAUGGAAUACUUAAUAGAUUUACGUCAUAUCUUUGAGAAAGAAAAAUAUCUCUGUAGUUAUCCUGCUAACAGGAACGAUGCAAUUUAAUCACAAUAAUGUAAAGACGUUUAUCAUUAUAAUUAUAAAGAUAACAAUUAUAUUUAUGUUUGUUUAUUUUCACCGAAAU
Messenger RNA from Mytilus californianus (California mussel), 1448 nucleotides. RefSeq lists its product as uncharacterized. The record is from RefSeq and is a predicted model, not a curated record. Lineage: Eukaryota; Metazoa; Mollusca; Bivalvia; Mytilida; Mytilidae. The transcript has a single exon. Bases 15 to 1211 code for a protein of 398 amino acids.